AACUCCACAGACUAGUAUAUAAAUAUGUACUGUUCUAUUGAUGUUUUAUUAUUGCCAAAUGCCAAGUAAAUUGUUAGAAUCCUCUUUUAUUUUGAACUUCGUGCAUACUUGUACUCGUUUCUUGUAGCGUAGUUGUAAAGUGAGACUAGUGAGUGCUGUGGCGUAACAAAUAAACAUUCAAGAUGCGGUGUUGUGUGCCCCUCUGCAGAAGCACUAGGGAAAAUGUGUCCACAUCACAGAGGAAGGAAAAUAUUACAUUUUACGGGUUCCCUAGUGAAGUGCAUCUCCGUGGUGCUUGGCUCAAAGCCCUAGGCAAGCAAGACAGCAACCUGUCAAACUCUGCUGUGGUCUGCUCACAGCACUUUCUUGAUGAUGAAAUGUAUGAAACUGAAAGUGGCUUCAGGCAAGUUUACGCUGGUGCUGUUCCAUCGACAGUGCAGGUUUGCAUGAUAUGUCUAGACUCCGACAGAAAGCUGUUACUAAUGAGUAAACACAAGUUGGAAGAAGCGUAUGAAAAGUUAACGGGAUAUCCUUUGUUCGAUCUAGGUAAACUAAAGCAAACAGUUUGCGUACUAUGCGCCCAGAGGUUAAGGAACUUCAGAAGAUUUAGAGCCAAGAGCCUGCGAGCCCGCACAUUGAUGAUGGACCUAGUCAAAAAACAGGAUUCGAUAACUCAACAGCAUAUGAAACAGAUAAACCAAGCAAAGAAUCAACUGAAGGAUAAUUUGGUGCAAAUAACUCUGGGAUCUGACCACUGCGACUCGUACAUCAUAGAACCAGAUGAGAACGUAAAGAUAAAGACCGAGAAAUCUGAUAUCAGAUGCGAAAUCGUUGUAGUGAAAAAUGAAGACAGCUGUUAUUCUAUGGAUGAUGAAUAUAACACAGAGAUAUACGUAGAUAACGCAAAUGAAGAGUUUGGCGCUGGUGUGGACUAUUCAGUAACUGAUAAUAGCGUAACGUUGGAGGUAAAGCCACUGGACGACGAGCUUUGCGAGGCUCUCCAGAGGAAUCUAGAAGCUUCCAGCUCAAUGGUUGGAGAACAAUGGGCCGGGACACAGGUCCCUAUAAAGUACGAAUAUGACCCUGAGUAUGAUGAAGAUAUUCCUGAGCAUCUGCAGAGCUACGGCGGUGAUAUUGAAGGUGGUACGUUGGAAGUCUGCAGGCCUCACACUGUCUUUCACUCCAGCUAUGUCUCUUCACCCUACACUGAGAGCAAGUGUGACAUUCAGAAGCUAAAUGGUGAUUCUUCCGCAGACUCUACCCGUGCUGUAGUCGCUGCCACAAGAGCGGAUACAACAAAGAAAAUUAAUAAAACUGACAACCAACCAUCUGAUGGCAUUAAUAAAGCCAAACGAAAUAAAAAUAGAUUACCACGUUGUGUGGUUGACUUGAAUGACGUGGUCACGAAUUCGUUAAAAGUCCUACCGAAUCAAGAAGAUCUGCAGGCAACACAAAAACUAAGUUUCGACAGUCAUGAUAAAACAGCGUCUAAAGAUCUCAGUUUACAAUCACAGAGUAAGAAUGAAGCCACCACGACACAAAGCAAGCCUAAAAAACCGAAAGUUUCACGUAGCGUUACUAAAUGUAGCACUUUAAACAAUGGCUCCAAAUGCCCACCAGAAAUUAGUUCGCUAAAGAAAAAACAAUUCACAUGCAACAUCUGCAGUAAUGCGUAUUACGGAAAGAGUCUUUUGCUAAAACACAUGAAGACACACAAUGAAACUAGCAAUAGAGCAAGGAUUAUGUACACAUGCAAUGUUUGUCAAUACCAAACCAGACGCAAGAAUCACUAUACGAUGCACAUGAGGAUCCACACUGGAGAAAGGCCGUAUGCAUGCGAGAUAUGCAAUUACAAAAGCAUAAGUAAUAGUCUCUUAGCGCAACACAUGAGAACGCACACGGGCGAAAAGCCGUUCGCCUGUCAGCUAUGCAAAUUUGCAAGUGUCAGGAACUGCGAUUUAGUGUUACACAUGCGAACGCACACUGGUGAAAAGCGUUAUGCGUGUGAGCUAUGCGAAUAUAAGUGUAUUAGGAAUAGCGACUUGGUGAUCCACAUGAGGACCCAUACAGGUGAACAGCCGUAUAUGUGCGAGGUGUGCAAACGUAAAUUUUCACACACUAGUGCAUUAGCGAAGCACAUGCGAAUACAUGUUCCCAAAACGUUGGUCCCUCGCAAGUAAUGAAACUAUGGAAUUGUUACAAACAGUAACUAAUCGUUUCACAUGGCGAAAACAUGUUCCCAAAACGUUGGUCCCUCGCAAGUAAUGAAACUAUGGAAUUGUUACAAACAGUAACUAAUCGUUUCACAUGGCGAAUACAUGUUCCCAAAACGUUGGUCCCUCGCAAGUAAUGAAACUAUGGAAUUGUUACAAACAGUAACUAAUCGUUUCACAUGGCGAAUACAUGUUCCCAAAACGUUGGUCCCUCGCAAGUAAUGAAACUAUGGAAUUGUUACAAACAGUAACUAAUCGUUUCACAUGGCGAAUACAUGUUCCCAAAACGUUGGUCCCUCGCAAGUAAUGAAACUAUGGAAUUGUUACAAACAGUAACUAAUCGUUUCACAUGGCGAAUACAUGUUCCCAAAACGUUGGUCCCUCGCAAGUAAUGAAACUAUGGAAUUGUUACAAACAGUAACUAAUCGUUUCACAUGAGAACGCACACUGGUGAAAAGAGAUAUGAUUCUGAACUAUGCCAAUAUAAGUAUAUGCCAAUAGAGGAAUAGCGACUUGGUGAUCCACAUGAGAUAUAAGUUCUCCUUUAAACAGCCGUAUAUGUGUGAGGUGUGCAAACGAAAUUUUCACAAACCAAUGCAUGUUCCCAAAACGUUGGCUUGUCGGAAGUAAUGCAACUAUGGAAGAACGUAUACUGGUGAAAAGGGGUAUGUUUGUGAGCUAGGCCUUGAUAAGUGUAUUAAGAAUAGUGACUUGGUGAUCCACAUGAGAACCUACACCGUAGAACAGUCGUAUAAGUGUGCAGUGUGCAAACGUAAAUUUUUGCAACCAGUGAAUUAGCGAAGCACGUUAAAAUACAUGUUCUCUAAACUUCGGUUCUUCGCAUGUAAUGCUAAAAUUGUUACGAAUAGUAAAUAAGUGGUUCAGAUGAGGACCUGAACACUGCUAAAAAGCGAUAUGCUUGUGAGUUACGGUAAUGUCAAUGUAUUAGGAUAGAGACUUGGUAAUCCACAUGAGAACACACACUGGAGAGCAUACAUAUAUGUGUAAGGCGAACGUUAACGUUCACACACCAGUGUAUUAGAAAAGCACAUGAGAAUACAUAUUCCCAAAACGUCGGUUUCUCGCAAAUAAUAAAAUUAUUACGAAUUGGUCAACACGACAACGUGAGUACUGGUGAAAAACAAUACACUUGUUAAAGUUAUGAUAUCAAAUUUUCACUGAGUAGUUCUUUAGCGAGGCACAUGAGAACUCUCACACGUGUAAGGUUUUAUUCCUAUAUUUGUACGAUUAGGAAUGUGUACCAAAAAGUAAAUUAGGAAGGCACAUUAGCACUUUUGCUGUUGAAUCCAUGUUGGAGUUUAAACGAAUUUAAAUGUGCACUAAAAAGUAAUUUUGACGGCCGAUUAACGUAGUGCAGUGACCCUGCUUUCAGAGUCCAUCAAGG
Molecule: messenger RNA, 3618 nt
Organism: Pararge aegeria (speckled wood butterfly)
Lineage: Eukaryota; Metazoa; Arthropoda; Insecta; Lepidoptera; Nymphalidae
Product: zinc finger imprinted 3-like
Exons: 8
Coding region: 183-2180 (665 amino acids)
Biological process (GO): regulation of transcription by RNA polymerase II
Cellular component (GO): nucleus
Molecular function (GO): RNA polymerase II cis-regulatory region sequence-specific DNA binding; DNA-binding transcription factor activity; zinc ion binding
Source: RefSeq, a predicted model, not a curated record